AUGGCGGCGCGCUGCGGGCGGAAGGCGGGCGGGAAGUGCAAAUAUGGACCGUACUCUGGUGUGGAUACGUACGAAUAUGGCGGCGCGCUGCGGGCGGAAGGCGGGCGGGAAGUGCAAAUAUGGACCGUACGCUGGUGUGGAUACGUACGAAUAUGGCGGCGCGCUGCGGGCGGAAGGCGGGCGGGAAGUGCAAAUAUGGACCGUACGCUGGUGUGGAUACGUACGAAUAUGGCGGCGCGCUGCGGGCGGAAGGCGGGCGGGAAGUGCAAAUAUGGACCGUACGCUGGUGUGGAUACGUACGAAUAUGGCGGCGCGCUGCGGGCGGAAGGCGGGCGGGAAGUGCAAAUAUGGACCGUACGCUGGUGUGGAUACGUACGAAUAUGGCGGCGCGCUGCGGGCGGAAGGCGGGCGGGAAGUGCAAAUAUGGACCGUACGCUGGUGUGGAUACGUACGAAUAUGGCGGCGCGCUGCGGGCGGAAGGCGGGCGGGAAGUGCAAAUAUGGACCGUACGCUGGUGUGGAUACGUACGAAUAUGGCGGCGCGCUGCGGGCGGAAGGCGGGCGGGAAGUGCAAAUAUGGACCGUACGCUGGUGUGGAUACGUACGAAUAUGGCGGCGCGCUGCGGGCGGAAGGCGGGCGGGAAGUGCAAAUAUGGACCGUACGCUGGUGUGGAUACGUACGAAUAUGGCGGCGCGCUGCGGGCGGAAGGCGGGCGGGAAGUGCAAAUAUGGACCGUACGCUGGUGUGGAUACGUACGAAUAUGGCGGCGCGCUGCGGGCGGAAGGCGGGGCGGGGCGCGCGCGCGAGGCGGGCGGCCAGGGCGCGCGCCCACUGCGCCGCCUGCAGCAGCGGCUCGCGCCAGCGCGCGUAGAUGUCCUGCACCGCGCGGCACAUCACGUACGCCGUGUAUCUGUCGACCGGUAA
This is a messenger RNA of Diatraea saccharalis (sugarcane borer), 924 nucleotides long. The record is from the annotation of a GenBank genome assembly. Lineage: Eukaryota; Metazoa; Arthropoda; Insecta; Lepidoptera; Crambidae.